CAAAAAUAACCGCUUGUAUUAUGAUUUAGUAGGAAAUAGACGGAAAAAGAGAAGAAGAAACGGAAGCGUCGGAAAGUAAGUAACGGUGGGGAGACGGAGCUGAACCUGACCCCUUGCGUGAGUGUUACAGUUAAGUUAUCUAACUCGAAACUAUCAUCAAUCUUAUUUAUAAACUCACAAAACCCCUUACGACGACACUUCAUUCAUCCAUCCAUGGUUGCGACGUAAACCAUUCUCUCAAGCGGCGAGCGAGGCUUCUUGCUUUCACAUCAUGGCCUCCAUCACCUCCGUCGAACUCAACUUUCUCAUUUUUCGUUACCUCAACGAAUCAGGUUUCACACAUUCUGCUUAUACUUUUGGUAAUGAAGCUUCUAUCAACAAAUGCCCCAUUGAUGGAAACUUGGUACCGCCGGGUGCUCUUGUUACAUUUGUUCAAAAGGGACUGCAGUACUUUGAGAUGGAAGCCAAUUUGAAUAAUUGUGAUGCAGACCUGGACGAAGAUUUUUCAUUGUUACAACCUUUGGAUCUUAUCACAAAAGAUGUGCAUGAACUUAGGCAAAUUAUUAGUGAAAGAAGGAAAAAACUACAUAAGGAGAGAAGUAAAGAAUUAGAGAAGGAGAAUGAAGCUGAACGCGGACGAGCAAGAGACAAGGAAAGACAUCAUAGGGAGAAAGAAUUUGAAAAGGAUAGGGAGAAGGAGAGGGUAAAAAUUGCUAAAGAGCGUGAACAGCAGCAUGUAAGUAAGACUGACAAAGAAGUGGUCAGAGAUCAAGACAAGGUUAGUGCAAAGCAUGAAGUGAAGACUGACAAGGAAGUGGUCAGAGAUCAAGACAAGGUCACUGUAAAACAUGAAGUGAAUGGAACAGUUCGAGGACCAGAACCCAUGGACAUAUGUACGACAUCAACAUCUCAGCCACGUCAAAUUCCUAGUUCAGAUGUGAUAAUCUUGGAAGGCCAUACUUCCGAGGUGUGUGCUUGUGCAUGGUGUCCUUCAGGAUCUCUCCUUGCAUCAGGGUCCGGGGAUUCAACAGCUCGUAUUUGGGCAAUACCAGAAGGAAGGUGUAAGUCUGGUUCACAGAGUGUCCCUUUGGAUGCAUUGGUGUUGAGGCAUGUUAGGGGCAACACAAAUGAAAAGAGUAAAGACGUCACUUCAAUUGAUUGGAAUGGGGAGGGGACUCUUCUUGCAACUGGUUCAUAUGAUGGGCAAGCAAGAAUUUGGACCACAAAUGGUGAAUUGAAGACUACAUUAAGCAAACACAAGGGACCAAUAUUCUCUCUGAAGUGGAACAAGAGAUGCGAUUAUAUACUGACUGGAAGCUGUGAUCAAACUGCGAUUGUUUGGGAUGUGAAGGCAGAGGAAUGCAAACAACAAUUUGGAUUUCAUUCAGGUCCAACACUUGAUGUUGACUGGCGCACCAAUACGUCUUUCGCCUCAAGUUCUACAGACAAUAUGAUAUAUGUCUGCAAGAUUGGUGAAAACCACCCUACACAAACUUUUGCUGGACACCAGGGGGAAGUUAACUGUGUCAAAUGGGAUCCCACAGGCACAUUGCUGGCAUCCUGCUCCGAUGAUAUCACAGCAAAGAUAUGGAGUGUGAAGCAGGACAAGUAUCUUCAUGAUUUUAGGGAGCAUUCCAAGGAAAUAUAUACCAUCAGAUGGAGCCCCACCGGUCCUGGUACAAAUAAUCCUAACAAAAAAUUGCUGUUAGCUAGUGCCUCAUUUGACUCAACUGUAAAACUAUGGGAUAUCGAACUUGGGAAACUCAUCCACAGCUUGAAUGGACACAGGCAUCCUGUAUACUCUGUUGCAUUUAGUCCCAAUGGUGAGUAUAUAGCCAGCGGGUCUCUUGACAAAUCCUUGCACAUAUGGUCAUUGAAGGAAGGGAAGAUUAUUAGAACAUACAAUGGCAGUGGAGGCAUUUUUGAGGUCUGUUGGAAUAAGGAGGGUGACAAGAUCGCAGCAUGUUUUGCCAAUAAUAUAGUGUGUGUUUUGGAUUUCAGAAUGUGAUUGUGGAAAUGCCGUGUUGUCCUUGCUGGUACAUCGGAUUCUUUCAUUUCUUUCCUUUAGGAUAGAUUGGUGGAAUUGUAUUUUGGUGGAUAGGUUUCCCAUUAUAAUUUUUAGCCAUAACUUAAUGUUCUUGGAUACUGCUGAAGUUUGUUACCAUUAGCGAAAAGUAAUUUAUAGGAGUGCAUCCGUAAAAAGCAAAAAUGUACAGAUUUAGCUGUGGACAACAUCCUGUGUAAUUAUCGCUUGACUUAUGUAGUUUUUAUUUAGUUGCCUUUUUCUGCA
Medicago truncatula (barrel medic) is the source of this 2290-nucleotide messenger RNA. RefSeq names its product WD40 repeat-containing protein HOS15. The record is from RefSeq and is a predicted model, not a curated record. NCBI's taxonomy places the organism in Eukaryota, Viridiplantae, Streptophyta, Magnoliopsida, Fabales, Fabaceae. Gene Ontology annotation, molecular function: protein binding; transcription corepressor activity. The coding region runs from base 272 to 2008 and encodes 578 amino acids. Gene Ontology annotation, biological process: regulation of transcription by RNA polymerase II. Gene Ontology annotation, cellular component: histone deacetylase complex. The transcript has 14 exons.